UGGAGGUGGGGAUUGGUUUUGAUGGUGGGGGGGAGGGAAUUGCACUUUUUGAUUGUUCAGCGGGUUUAGAGCAGCAUUUUAUUUGUCACUUCAUGGUCGCCUUUUGAUUAUUUAUUUCUUUUAUGCAAGGCUGCCAACUGCCAACUGCUGGUGGAAUGUUGGCCAGCCGUCUCUCAGGCAAAUAUUCAACUCGCGAGAAUCCAGAUGCACAGAUGCACUGAUGAACAGAUGCACCUGAGGAGCCAAUCUGCAACAAAUGGAUUCGAGACUUUUACCUCUUUCUUUUUUACUCCGACAUUUCUUCAUUUUUUUUUUCAUUCCGGGGCGGGGCAAGAGGGGGAGUUCGAUUGGUACAAGAUAUUCGGUUUUGCAGGGGUAAGGGGACUAUUUUAGUCAACCUUCGGUCAAUGUUUCCACUGAAUUUUUCUCAAACAGCUUUCAUUGGCUUUUAUUUGUACGGCAUGAGGGGAUGAGGCGGAUGAUAGGUCCUCUGGGGAGAACUCGAGGUUCAGAUUUCAAGGUACAAUAAACAUGAGGAGCUCCACACGGUUUUCGUCAGCACCCAUUUUUCCGUUGUUAUGAACGAGCAUUUUGUCUAGGGUGGAAUCGACGGUAUUUUUUAGGUAGAUAGGAUAAUAAAAUGACACAUUCGGAUUUGGACUCGCACUUUGUGCAGGGACUGAGACUCCUACAUUCUUCUAAUAAGGAUUCAAUGGACCAGCUGAGGAGUCUUCUGGAUGAAGCUAUCAAGCAGAAACACGGCCUCUCCAAGAUGCUCUGCAAUGUGCUGCAUAAAAAGUAUACGAUGGAGGAGCCAGUGCUGAGUGAUCACAGCAGCACGAGCAGUAAGAAAAGCAAGAGCUCCAGUUCAUCAUCCAAACACUCCCAUAAAUCCAGUAAAAGUGACUCUCCGGAGGAAAUAAUUGCAAGAACGCCUCCGGAUAUGUUAAUCAGCGAUGAUCCAUUGGCUGAGAUCCUCGAAGAUGAUUUGACUUGCGUCGUUUGCAAGGGCAUGGACGUGGGUGCCAGGAACAGGCUCGUCGAAUGCGCUGAUUGUCAUGCACUUUAUCACCAGGAGUGUCACACUCCUCAUAUUCAGGACUCGCAGAUUGACGUGCCCAAGUUACUCUGGUACUGCUCCAACUGCAUCAAGUCUCAUCAGCCUGUGAAGGAUAAACCACCACCGAAGCCUGUGGUAGAGAGCAAAAAAGAGACGAAGAAGUCAACAUCUAGUUCGAAACACUCAGAAAAAUACAAAGGGUCCUCGAGCCAUUCGGUGAUAAUCGACUCAUCAAGCUCCAAGACGACCCCAAGUAUCAACAUAAUUACAGGUGACAGACGACUAAAAGACGUGACUAAAAAAGGUAAAGGAGAGAAACGCAGCAGUAGCACAAGUUCCUCGAGUAAAUACAUGUCUAGCUCAUCCUCCUCGAAGAAUUCCGACAAGUCGAGCCGAAAAAAUGACUAAUGAGUUGAUAAAUUCAAUAAUAAUCAGGGAUUUAAAGUGAUAAACUUAAUGUAAUAAUAAUUCACUGCCAAACAUUGGAACUCAAGCCACAAUCCUUCCCCAAAACGAUAAUAAAUAAUUUCCCUCGAAGUAUGUGUAAAAUUUUAUUGAAAUUAUUUAUACACUUUCUGAGAAACUUGGGAUAUAAUUCGAGGCUCGCAAUAAACACACAAUAAUUGUUUAUAAUA
Messenger RNA from Fopius arisanus, 1695 nucleotides. RefSeq names its product Integrator 12 (gene IntS12). Gene Ontology annotation, biological process: snRNA 3'-end processing. Lineage: Eukaryota; Metazoa; Arthropoda; Insecta; Hymenoptera; Braconidae. The transcript is spliced from 5 exons. Gene Ontology annotation, cellular component: integrator complex. The coding region runs from base 641 to 1468 and encodes 275 amino acids. The record is from RefSeq and is a predicted model, not a curated record.